UCUUCUCCCAUUUUCCGCAGCAGCCUCCUCUUCUUCUCAUUUUCUCUCAUCUUCCCUCAUUUUCUCUCAUUUUCUCCUCUUCUUCUCCACCAAAAUUUCAAAGCUAUUUACAAAUUUUUUUGACUCUCUCCCAAGAUCUGCAGCCAUAUCCACCAACAGAUAUGGAGGAAAGACGCAAUCGCCGUGACCGUCGUAAUUACAUUUUACCGGGUCCCAACGAUCCAUCAUUGCUAUAUGCCCAAGCCGAUCAUCGGUCUGAGGCUAUAUGGCAACAAAGUAUGGAUGUUGGGGCAAUUGCUUGUAGAAGGACGGGAACAAUUCUACAUCUGGAAGACAUUCCAGAUCAAAUAAGACCUUACCUGCGACGAACUGGAUUUUAUGGGGUUAUACGGUUAGGUUUUUUUGCACUAGACUGGCAUCUAAUUAGUGCAUUGGUUGAGCGGUGGCGACCAGAGACUCAUACGUUUAUGUUUCCCGAAGGGGAAAUGACCAUUACCCUUCAGGAUGUAGGGCUAAUAACCGGGUUGCUGGUCAAUGGUGCAGCUGUUACUGGGCGAUCACGCCACCAUUGGCCAUCAGUGUGUGAGGCACUAUUAGGUGUCGUUCCACCUAAUAGUGCCAUAAGGGGUUGUUAUCUGAAGAUGGUAUGGCUAGCUGAGGAGUUCGGUCAGCUUCCAGAUGACUACGACGAGGUAGUUGUGCAGAGGUUCGCACGCGCAUACUUAAUGAGGGUCAUUGGAUCUCUUUUCAGUGAUACAUCUGCUUCGCGUGUUAACCUGAUGUUUUUACCUCUGCUAGCCGACCUGGAGGAAGCCGGCAAUUAUAGCUGGGGAGCUGCAUGUCUGGCUUGGCUGUACAGACAGUUAUGUAAGGCGACUAAUCCAGAAGUUAUGCAGAUGGCCGGUCCAUUAUUCAUAUUGCAGAUAUGGGCAUGGGACCGUAUCACAGCUGUAUCGCCUACACUGUCUGUACGAGUACCACAUCACGAUGCUCCACUAGGCAGCAGGUGGAGUAAUGCGAGGCAGAUAACAGAGGUUGUCACCCAUGUACUCGUGGAGCUGCGUUACCAGCUUGAUCGGUUAUUACCUGAGCAGGUAAUAUGGGAGCCAUACACCGAUGCCCUUAUUGAGUCGUUACCCGAAUACUGCCGACAAGGACGACAAAUUUGGAGAGCUGUAGUGCCACUGGUCUGCUUCCACAUUAUAGAGUGGCAUCAGCCUGAUCGGGUCAUGCGACAGUUUGGUAUGCAGCAGCACAUUCCUGCUGAACCUCAACAGUCUGCUGCACUCCAUGAUGUCGAUUUGCGUAAGAGCGACACAGAUUGGGCUGAGGUGCACUCCCAUUGGAUUGCGCACUGGAACACCCGAGAAAGACGAAUAGUAACUGCCCCGCCAGCAACGGAACCACUCCAUUUUCAUUCGGAGUACAUGGAGUGGUAUCGUAGGGUGUCCAGACGCUGGAUCUCGGUUAAAGGAGCGGCUAUGGGAUCGGGGGAGGAUGGUGUAGAGCGUAUGCAGGCUAUUGCGACAAAUCCGACUACGGGGAGCAUGACGUCCAUUUGCGACCUCCUUCAAUCAGUUUCAUUCUGUAUGAUGGAGGAGAGGCGGCAAACACAAUUCCCAGCUCCACAGCCAGCACCGGCUCGACCUCACAUCACGGCUGAUCCAGAUGAGCCACCCAUUCAUCAGCGCUCAUCCAGAGCACGUGGUCAUGCUAGGGGCCGUCAACGGGAGCAUGCUCCAGCAUCAGAACGUGAUAGCGACGUGCAUCCAGUACCUCCCCCGAUACAGUAUCACCAGUCUCAAGAGGAAUACGGAUAUGCUCCAGGUUCCUCGCACGUUCCACCCAGUUCUUCUCAGGUACCUUCCAUGUAUUAUCCUACUCAGAGUCAGUUCAUGGGAUGGACGCCUGGACCGAGUACAGUGCCUUCGGUUACUCCCGCUGCGUCUAGUGUACCAUGUACGCCUAUUGGAUCUAUGUUUCCUGCAUUUGCCUCAGAGUCUGCACAUGAUGCUUCUACGUCUAGGCAGAAUAUUUUUGCAGGAUACAAUCCUGGAUUAGAAUAUGGCCAGGCUGGUUUUGGUGUGUUUGGUCAGCCUGAUCCUUCAGAUUCAGUGGUGCAAAAUCCAGAUGUAAUUGAGCCGACACAGGCUGAUUUGGAUAAUCAGCAAUUCCUAGCACCGGGACCAUGGCGAGGCAGAUUACGGGGUCCACAUGAGCGGAGACAUCCAGGAUGUGGGACUGGUGAUCAUCACUGAGUGCAAGUCGAAAUUGUGUAAAUUAAACAGUGGCGGGCACUUGAGGAAGCUACUGAUGUACAUCAUUCCACAUGCAAUUUGGUUGGUGUCUAAAAUUGAUAAAAUGGUGAUUAUUUGAAGUUUGAAAUUACUACGAAGGAUAAAAUGGAUUAUUUGAAGUUUGUAAUUAUUGUGUAAUUAUUUGUAAUUAUUUGUCAUUAUUGUGUGUAUUUGUAAUUAUUGUGUAAUUAUUUGUAAUUAUUUGUCAUUAUAAGAGAUAGUUUUUCCUUUUCCCCAUUUUAUUUUAAUAAAUUCUCAUGG
Molecule: messenger RNA, 2558 nt
Organism: Manihot esculenta (cassava)
Lineage: Eukaryota; Viridiplantae; Streptophyta; Magnoliopsida; Malpighiales; Euphorbiaceae
Product: serine/threonine-protein phosphatase 7 long form homolog
Exons: 7
Coding region: 162-2258 (698 amino acids)
Biological process (GO): meristem development; meristem maintenance
Source: RefSeq, a predicted model, not a curated record